UUUUUUAGAUCCAGCGAGAGGAACUUGAAAGGGGGGUUGUGUAAUGUACCUUUUCCAAUCCCGGGCUGUAUAUGGAGAUUUGGGAUUCUUUAAACCGGCGCUACCUGGAUUUUAUUAAAAAGCGGGGAGCUCGGCGGGAGGAAAGCUGGCUUUUCCGGGGGCUGCGGGAGCCGGGCCGCGGGAGGGCGGAGGAGUUGGCGCGCCGAGCGCUCGGCCCGGGGAGCGGUUUUCUACCAAAAAAAGGAAAGGCGGGCAAAAAGUGUGAGGCGGCUGCGGGUGGCGAAGGGGAGCAGCAGCCGCGGGAUGGCGGGCAGCACGGGCGCCUAGCCGCGCCGGGAGCCGGGGCCACCACCGGAGUCGCCGUCGCCGGAGCCCAGAGCCGGGAGUCCCGCCGCGCCAGACGCCGUGUGCGCCGCCUCGCGCAGCUCCGCCUGGCCGCCCGGAGGGGCCCCACCGCCGGCCGCCCGUGCGCCCCGGGCCGCGGGCCCGCAGCCGAGCGCAAACCCCGCUGGCCGCCGCCGCCAUGCACGCCGCGGAGCCCCCGCCGCCCGAGGACUCUGGGACUACGCCGAGGCCGAACUUUUAGGUCCCACUGAGCGAGGCCCGCGGGCCGGGUGGGGGGCUGGCUGCGGCACUCCCGCGGAGGAUGGAUGGCCGAGACUUCGGGCCCCCGCGGUCCGUGCACGGCCCCCCGCCGCCGCUGCUGUCCGGCCUGGCUAUGGACAGCCACCGCGUGGGCACUACUGCGGCCGGACGCCUGCCCGCUUCUGGCUUGCCCGGCCCGUUGCCGCCCGGGAAGUACAUGGCUGGCCUCAAUCUCCACCCGCACCCGGGCGAGGCCUUCUUGGGCAGCUUUGUGGCCAGCGGGAUGGGGCCCUCAGCCUCGUCCCAUGGGAGCCCCGUGCCCCUGCCCUCUGACCUCUCCUUCCGCUCCCCUACCCCCAGCAACCUGCCUAUGGUGCAGCUGUGGGCCGCUCAUGCCCAUGAAGGCUUCUCCCAUCUGCCCAGCGGGCUGUACCCAUCCUACCUCCACCUGAACCACCUGGAGCCCCCCAGCAGCGGGAGCCCCCUCCUCAGCCAGCUGGGCCAGCCCAGCAUUUUCGAUACCCAGAAAGACGGCUUCUACCUGCCUGCCCCAGGGGCUCCGGGCGCCCUGCACUCUCACGCGCCCUCCUCCAGGACCCCGGGCGGCCACUCCUCCAGCGCCCCGGCCAAAGGCUCUUCGCGGGAAGGUGCGGCCAAGGAGCGGGCGGGCCGCGGCGGGGAGCCGCCCCCGCUGUUCGGCAAGAAGGACCCGAGGGCCCGCGAGGAGGCUGCGGGGCCACGCGGCGUGGUGGACCUGACCCAGGAGGCGCGGGCGGAGGGCCGCCAGGACCGCGGGCCCCCGCGCCUCGCCGAGCGCCUGUCGCCCUUCCUGGCCGAACUGGGGCCGCCGCGCGCGCCGGGCGCCGCCGCCGCCGAGUGCAAGGGCAAGAACCCACCCCCGCCGCCGGCGCUGAGCCUCUGCAACGGCGCGGGCGACGCGGGGCUCCCCGCGCUGGUGGCCAAGGAGGCGGCGCGCCAGGACGAGAGCGCGCGGCUGCGGCGCGCAGAGGCCCUGCUGCCCGGGCCCUGCCCCUGCCCGUCGCCCCUCCCGCCGCCGCCGCCGCCCAAGGGCCCGCCCCCGCCCCCCGCCGCCCCGGCCGGGGCCUUCGCCGCGCCGCAGCCGGCGCCCGCCGGCGUCUACACCAUCUUCCCCGCGGCAGCCGCGGCGGCCGCGGCCGCGGCGGCGGCGCGCGAGUCGGGCCGCGAGCACCGCGUGGUGGCGCCCACCUUCGUGCCUUCCGUGGAGGCCUUCGACGAGCGCCCGGGGCCCAUCCAGAUCGCAUCGCAGGCACGCGACGCCCGGGCCCGGGAGCGCGAGGCGGGCAGGCCCGGCGUCCUGCAGGCGCCGCCCGGGUCGCCACGGCCGCCCCCCGACCGGCCCGAAGCGCUGCGCGAGAAGAACUCGGUCAUCCGCUCGCUCAAGCGGCCGCCGCCCGCCGAAGCCCCGCCGACGCGGGCCGCGCGCGCCUCCCCGGACGCCCGGGCUUACCUCCCCGCCAAGGAGCUGCUCAAGCCCGAGGCCGAGCCGCGGGCCUGCGAGCGCGCGUCCCGCGGGCCUGCCGCUGCCCCCCAGCAGGCCGCCAAGCUCUUCGGCCUGGAGCCGGCGCGGCCGCCCCCGCCCGCCGGCCCUGAGCCCAAGUGGAAGCCUUUCGAGCUGGGCAACUUCGCCACCACGCAGAUGGCCGUGCUGGCCGCGCAGCAUCAUCACGCCAGCCGCGCUGAGGAGGAGGUGGCGGCCGCCUCCAAGAAGGCCUACCUGGACCCUGGGGGCGCGCUGCCACGCGCCGCGGCCGCCUGCGCCAGGCCGGGCACUGACGUGCACGCCGCGGCCCACGGGCCCGGGGAGGCCUCGGCCAUGCAGAGCCUCAUCAAGUACAGCGGCAGCUUCGCGCGCGAGGCCGUGGCCGUGCGCCCCGGAGGCUGCGGCAAGAAGAGCCCCUUCGGAGGCCUGGGCACCAUGAAACCCGAGCCUGCCCCCACCUCCACGGGUGCCCCGCGCGCCCAGGCCCGCCUGCCACACCCCGCAGGCCCUGCGGCAGGCGGAGGCCGGCAGCUGAAGCGGGACCCGGAGAGGCCCGAGAGCGCCAAGGCCUUCGGGCGCGAGGGCACUGGUGCCCAGGGGGAGGCAGAAGUGCGACACCCACCCGUGGGCAUUGCGGUGGCCGUGGCCCGGCAGAAGGACAGUGGCGGCAGUGGCCGGCUGGGGCCUGGGCUAGCCGACCAGGAGCGCUCCCUGUCACUGAGCAACGUUAAAGGACACGGUCGAGCUGAUGACGACUGUGGGGACGAAAGGGCCAGGCACCGGGAGGAGCGGCUGCUGGGGGCGCGGCUGGACCGAGACCAGGAGAAGCUGCUUAGAGAAAGUAAGGAGCUGGCCGACCUGGCUCGCUUGCACCCCACCAGCUGUGCUGCUAAUGGCCUGAACCCCAACCUCAUGGUGACCGGGGGCCCGUCGCUGGCAGGCUCGGGGCGCUGGUCCGCCGACCCCGCAGCCCACCUGGCCACUCCCCCCUGGUUGCCCCGCUCGGGCAGCGCGUCCAUGUGGCUCGCCGGACACCCCUACGGUUUGGGCCCCCCACCUCUGCACCAGGGCAUGGCACCUGCCUUCCCGCCUGGCCUGGGGGGCUCCCUGCCAUCGGCCUACCAGUUCGUCAGGGACCCCCAGUCAGGCCAGCUCGUGGUCAUUCCCAGCGAUCACCUGCCUCACUUUGCGGAGCUGAUGGAGCGGGCCGCGGCGCCCCCCCUCUGGGCCGCCCUGUACCCGCCGGGCCGCGGCGCCCUGCACCACGCCCAGCAGCUACAGCUCUUCUCCCAGCAGCGCCUCCUGCGGCAGCACGAGCUCCUGUACCUACAGCAGCAGGCCGCCCAGGCCCUGGAGCUGCAGAGGAGCGCCCAGCUGGUGCAGGAGCGACUGAAGGCCCAGGAGCAUCGGGUGGAGAUGGAGGAGAAGGUGAGCAAGCGGAGCCUGGAGGCUGCAGGCAAGGCCGGCCUGGCCGCCCCGGGCCCUGGGCUGCUGCCCCGGAAGCCCCCCGGCCUGGCCGCCGGCCCCACGGGCACCUACGGCAAGGCCGUGAGCCCGCCGCCAUCUCCCCGCGCUUCCCCUGUGGCUGCCCUGAAGGCCAAGGUCAUCCAGAAGCUGGAGGAUGUGUCCAAGGCGCCCACCUACGCCUACCCCGCCACGCCCAGCUCCCACCCCAGCAGCCCGCCGCCCGCCUCCCCGCCGCCCACUCCCGGUGUCACCCGCAAGGAGGAGGCGCCCGAGAAUGUCGUCGAGAAGAAGGACUUGGAGUUGGAGAAGGAAGCCCCCAGCCCCUUCCAGGCCUUGUUCUCGGAUCUCCCGCCCAGGUACCCGUUUCAGGCCCUGCCGCCGCACUACGGGAGGCCCUACCCGUUCCUGCUGCAGCCCACGGCGGCGGCCGACGCCGACGGCCUGGCCCCCGACGUGCCGCUCCCGGCCGACGGGCCCGAGCGCCUGGCGCUCUCGCCUGAAGACAAGCCCAUCCGCCUGUCCCCCUCCAAGAUCCCGGAGCCGCUGCGGGAGGGCCCGGACGGAGAGGCGCUGGCAGAGCGGGAGGUGAAGGCGGAGGUGGAGGACAUGGACGAGGGUCCUGCCGAGCUGCCCUCGCUGGAGUCGCCUCUGGCGCUGCCCCCCGAGGAAGCGCUGGCGGCCCCGAGCCCUGCGGCCGGCUGUGGAGGCGGCCUGCUGGAGGCCCAGGCCCUGAGCGCCGGCGGGCAGGGGGUCGCGGAGGCCCCCGGGUGCCCGGACUUCGCGGAGGGGGCCGAAGCGCGGGUCGACUCACCCGGCCGGACAGAAUCGUGCGCGGCCGCCCCGGACCUGGGGGCGCGACUGACGCCGGAGACGUUGGUGGAGGCCAAGGAGGAGCCGGUGGAGGUGCCCGUCGAUGUGCCCAUGGCUGUGCCCGUGGUAGAGGCGGUGCCCGAGGAAGGCCUAGCCCAGGCGCCCCCGAGCGAGCCCCGGCCCGGCCUGGAGUUGGCAGACUGUGACGUGCCCCCCGGGGACGGAGAGCACCCGAGUCUGGAGGCCCGGGAGGCCGCGCCUGUGCCCGGCGGCACCUGCUUCCUGGAGGAGGAAGGCUCCGACCAGUUUCUGCCUGGCCCGGAGGACCCGCUGGCUGGCAUGAAUGCCCUGGCGGCGGCUGCUGAGCUGCCCCAGGCCAGGCCUCUGCCCUCCCCGGGCGCCGGAGCCCAGGCCCUGGAGAAGCUGGAGGCGGCGCAGAGCCUGGUCCUGGAGCAGAGUUUCCUGCACGGCAUCACCCUGCUGAGCGAGAUCGCUGGGCUGGAGCUGGAGAAGAGGAGCCAGGACGUGGGAGGUGCAGAGCGGGGCCCGGUGGUGCGGCCCUCGCUGGAGAGCCUGCUGGCGGCCAGCAGCCACAUGCUGAAGGAGGUGCUGGACAGUCCCUUCGUGGACCCGCUCAAGAACCUGCGGCUUCCGCGGGAGCUGAACCCCAACAAGAAGUAUAGCUGGAUGCAGAAGAAGGAGGAGCGGAUGUAUGCCAUGAAGUCCUCCUUGGAAAGCAUGGAUGCCAUGGAGCUGGACUUCCGGAUGCGGCUGGCUGAGGUCCAGCGGCGGUACAAGGAGAAGCAGCGAGAGCUGGUGAAGCUGCAGAGACGCCGCGACUCCGAGGACAGGCGCGAGGAACCCCAUAGAAGCUUGGCACGCAGAGGCCCUGGCAGGCCGAGGAAACGGACCCACGCCCUGAGCACCCUGUCGCCCCCCCGCAAGAGAGGGAAGAGCCGCAACAGUAGCGGAAAGCUGAGCAGCAAGCCCCUGCUGACGUCGGAUGAGUACGAGCUUGGAGCAGGGAUGAGGAAGAGACACAAGGGACCUGAGGAGGAACACGAUGCCCUGGUUGGAACAGGGAAAGCUAGGGGCAGGAACCAGCCUUGGGACGAGCACGAAGCCUCGUCGGACUUCAUGAGUCAGCUAAAGAUUAAAAAGAAGAAGAUGGCCAGUGACCAGGAGCAGCUGGCAAGCAAGCUGGACAAGGCCCUCUCCCUCACGAAGCAGGACAAGUUGAAGUCGCCCUUCAAGUUCUCGGACAGUUCUGGAGGGAAGUCCAAAGCGAGCGGGGGCUGCGGCAGGUACUUGACGCCCUACGACAGCCUGCUGGGCAAGGACCGGAAGGCGCUGGCCAAAGGCCUCAGCCUGUCUCUCAAAGCCUCCAGAGAAGGUAAACACAAAAGGGCCGCCAAAGCCAGGAAGAUGGAGGUGGGCUUCAAGGCCAGAGGCCAGCCCAAGUCGGCCCACUCCCCGUUCGCCUCGGAAGUGAGCAGCUACUCCUACAAUACGGACUCAGAGGAAGACGAAGGAUUCCUGAAGGACGAGUGGUCUGCCCAAGGCCCGUCCAGCUCCAAACUGACGUCCUCCAUCCUGUGUGGCAUGGUGGCAAAGAACGGCAAGCCGGCCGGGGGCCCCAAGCUGAGCGAGCGGGGCCUGGCGGCCGCCCGGACUCUCAAACCCAAGCCGGCCGCCGGCAGGAAGCAGCCCUUUUGUUUGCUGCUUCGAGAGGUCGAGGCCCGAUCCUCCUUCAGCGAUUCCUCGGAGGACUCGUUUGACCAAGAUGAGAGCUCCGAGGAGGAGGACGAGGAGGAUGAGCUGGAGGAGGAGGAGGACGAGGCUGCCGGCGGCUAUAGGCUGGGGCCCCGGGAACGGGCCCUGUCGCCAGGCCUGGAGGAGAGCGGGCUGGGCCUGCUGGCCCGCUUUGCAGCCAGUGCCCUCCCCAGCCCCACAGUGGGGCCGUCCCUCUCGGUGGUGCAGCUGGAGGCCAAGCAGAAGGCCCGGAAGAAGGAAGAGCGGCAGAACCUGAUGGGCACGGAGUUUGAGUACACGGACUCGGAGAGUGAGGUCAAGGUGCGGAAGCGGUCGCCUGCCGGGCUGCUGCGACCCAAGAAGGGACUGGGGGAGCCGGGCCCCUCCCUGGUCACGCCCGCACCCAGCGCCCGGGGCCCCGGCCCCGCCGGCCCCGACAAGGCCAAGCUGGCGGCAGAGAAAGGGCGCAAGGCCCGCAGGCUACGGGGCGCCAAGGAGCCUGGCUUCGAGGCGGGGCCCGAGGCCAGCGAUGACGACCUGUGGACAAGGCGGCGCAGCGAGCGCAUCUUCCUGCACGACGCCUCGGCCGCGGCUCCGGCGCCCAGCAGCGCGGCCCCCGCGGCCACCAAGCCCAGCCGCUGCGGCAAGGGUGGCCCGCUGAGCCCUCGAAAGGACACCGGCCGCGCCAAGGACAGGAAGGACCCCAGAAAGAAGAAGAAGGGGAAGGAGGCCAGCUCAGGAGGGGCGGCGCUGCCCCCGCCCCGUGUUCCCGCCCUGCCCCCAGAGGCCCGGGCGCCCCACACCAGCUCUCCGGCCACUGCCAAGAGGAGCAAGGCCAAGGCCAAAGGGAAGGAGGUGAAAAAGGAGAACCGGGGGAAGGGGGGAGCCGUGAGCAAGCUGAUGGAGAGCAUGGCUGCAGAGGAGGACUUUGAGCCCAAUCAGGACUCGAGCUUCUCUGAGGAUGAGCACCUGCCACGUGGUGGGGCUGCGGAGCGGCCACUGACUCCAGCCCCGCGCUCCUGCGUCAUCGACAAGGACGAGCUGAAAGACGGCUUACGUGUGCUUAUCCCCAUGGAUGAUAAGCUGCUGUAUGCCGGGCACGUGCAGACGGUGCACUCGCCAGACAUAUACCGUGUGGUGGUGGAGGGCGAGCGUGGGAACCGGCCCCACAUCUACUGUCUGGAGCAGCUGCUGCAGGAGGCGAUCAACGACGUGAGGCCGGCCUCCACGCGCUUCUUGCCACAAGGGACCAGGAUCGCAGCCUACUGGAGCCAGCAGUACCGCUGCCUCUACCCGGGCACCGUGGUCCGAGGCUUGCUAGGCCUCGAGGACGACGGGGACCUGAUCACAGUGGAGUUCGAUGACGGGGACACGGGGAGGAUCCCCCUCUCCCACAUCCGCCUUCUGCCUCCCGACUAUAAGAUCCAGUGUGCGGAGCCGUCCCCAGCCCUCCUGGUGCCAAGUGCCAAGCGCCGCAGCCGGAAGACCAGCAAAGACACCGGGGACAGCAAAGACGGGGGCACGCCAGGGUCCGAGGAGCCGGGCACCAAGGCACGAGGGCGUGGGCGGAAACCCAGCACCAAAGCCAAGAGUGACAGAGCCGCCGUCCUGGAAGAGGGGGGCCCGACAGAGGAGGUCCCCAGUACCCCGUUGGCCCUGGAGCCCAUCAGCACCCCAGGCUCCAAGAAGAGCCCCCCAGAACCCGCGGACAAGCGAGCCAAAGCCCCCAAGGCUCGCCCGGCAGCCCCGCAGGCCAGCCCCGCCCCGUCCACCUUCACCAGCUGCCCGGCUCCUGAGCCCUUUGGGGAGCUGCCGGCCCCCGCUGCGGUCCUGGCCCCCACCCCCCUCGUCGCCAUGCCCAUCGCCAUGCCCGCCACCCGCCCCAAGCCCAAGAAGGCCCGGGCCGCGGAAGAGGCGGCCGCCAAGGGCGCCCGGAGGCCCGGGGAGGAGGCCGAGCCGCUCGUCAAGCUGGACCACGAGGGUGUGACGUCGCCCAAAAGCAAGAAGGCCAAAGAGGCCCUGCUUCUGCGGGAUGACCCCGGAGCCGGGGGCUGGCAGGAGCCCAAGGGCCUCCUGGGCCUGGGCGGCUACCCGCCGGCCACAGGCAGUGGCGAGCCCAAGGCCGCCCGGCCCAAGUCCGGGGACGGCGACCUGACCCAGGAGCCCGGGGCCGGGCUCGAGUUCGAGGACUCGGGUGAGCCCAAGAGCCCGGACAAGGGCCAGGCGGAGCAGGACGGGGCCGAGGAGUCGGAGAGCGGCGGUAGCAGCAGCGACAGUGGCAGCAGCAGCAGCAGCUCAGAGACCGAGGGGGAGGAGGAGGGCCAAGGCGGCGGCGGCGGCCGGAACUGUAGCGCCUCCAGCUCCAGGGCGUCCUCCUCCUCGUCCUCGUCCUCGUCCUCCUCGUCCUCGUCCUCUUCCUCCUCGUCCUCCUCCUCCUCCUCGUCGUCCUCGUCCUCAUCCUCGUCCUCGUCCUCAUCCUCCUCCUCGUCCUCCUCCUCCUCCUCGUCUUCCUCGUCCUCCUCGUCCUCCUCCUCCUCCUCCUCCUCCUCCACCACGGACGAUUCUUCCUGCAGCUCAGACGACGAGGCGGCGCCUCCCGCCGCGGCCGGCCCCUCGGCGCCGCCGGCCCUGCCCGGCAAGGCGCCCAAGCAGGCGGGCAAGGCUCGCUCCUCUGCCCCCUCUCCGGGCAAGAAGGCCCCGGCGCCCCCGCCCCAGGCGCCCCCGCCACAGCCCGCGCAGCCUCUGCAGCCCAAGGCUCAGGCCGCGGCCAAGAGCCGGCCCAAGAAGAGGGAGGGCGUCCACCUCCCCACCACCAAGGAGCUGGCCAAGCGGCAGCGCCUGCCGUCCGUGGAGAACCGGCCCAAGAUCGCCGCCUUCCUGCCCGCGCGGCAGCUCUGGAAGUGGUUCGGCAAGCCCACCCAGCGCCGCGGCAUGAAGGGCAAGGCCCGCAAGCUGUUCUACAAGGCCAUCGUGCGCGGCAAGGAAAUGAUCCGCAUCGGGGACUGCGCUGUGUUCCUGUCGGCCGGCCGCCCCAACCUGCCCUACAUCGGUCGCAUCCAGAGCAUGUGGGAGUCCUGGGGCAGCAACAUGGUGGUCCGCGUCAAGUGGUUCUACCACCCCGAGGAGACCAGCCCGGGCAAGCGCCUCCAUGAGGGCCAGCACUGGGACCAGAAGUCCGGCCGCGGCCUCCCCGCGGCGCUGCGGGCCUCCAGCCAGAGGAAGGACUUCAUGGAGCGCGCCCUGUACCAGUCCUCGCACGUGGACGAGAACGACGUGCAGACCGUGUCGCACAAGUGCCUGGUGGUGGGCCUGGAGCAGUACGAGCAGAUGCUCAAGACCAAGAAGUACCAGGACAGCGAGGGCCUGUACUACCUCGCGGGCACCUACGAGCCCACCACCGGCAUGAUCUUCUCCACCGACGGCGUGCCUGUGCUCUGCUGAGCGCCCGCGCCCUGCCCGCUGCCUCGGGCCCCGAGGGCCGGCCCAUCGGGGGCCCCUCGCCAUCACUGCCACAUCUCGGGGGCUGCGUGCAUGCAAGUGUGCCCUGGGAUGCCCUGGCGUGCGUGAGUGUGUACAUGUGUGUGCCCGUAUGCAUGCACGUGUGUGCGCACAUGUGCACACGACUCCGGCCCCCUUCACGACCCCCUCGGUGCCCCCCAAGACGGGGUUCCUCUCAGCUAUCAGGGUAUGGCUCUGCCGGGCCCCCCUCAGGGGCUCCCCUCCAGCACCUUGUAAGCACUUGGCCAGGCCAGCCCCCUCCCCCCACCCCCAGGCGCCUUCGUCCGAGGCCCAGCGGGGAUUCGGCGGGGAGGGGGUUUUCAGGGAACCGAACUGACAUGCGUUCGGGGGUUCCCGCUGCUCGUGGGUCCGGCUCCUCGUGCCAGACCCCUCCCUCGGCAUGGAGCUCACUCCGAGCCUCCCGCCGUGAGACGGGGGGCAGGGGGCCCGAUGCCCGCCAGCCUCACCAAUCAGGCCAGGCCUGCUCUGGGCACCGGCCGGGGUCGGGGGGGGGGGGGGGGGGAGGCCGGCCUCCGCCCACUCAGGACGGCCUGGAUGGGGCGAGACAGCCAGGUGCCAGGCGGGGGGUGGGGGGCUGCCCUGAGGGCCCCUCCUCCUGGUCCAGCCCCUCACACUACAGACAACCCCAAUGGUGCUGACAUCCUCGUCCCGGCCACACCCGGCCCUCCUGCCCAGGCCUUGGCCAGCCCAGAGGGCGGCGGUAGUGGGUCACCUGUACAGUUUUAUUGUACCAAGAGACUCUCCUCGCCCCUGUAUCAUACGCCUUUAAAUGGAGUCCACUUUUUAAUUAUAUAUAUAAAGAUAAAUAUAUAUAAAUAUAUAUAAAUAUAAACUUUUUAAAACUGUGAAAAAAUAGCUAUGAAAUUAUAAAAAAAAAGCAAACAUUCUGACGUGCAGAAUAUUAUUUUUUAUUUCCUAUUAGAUUGUGUCUAGCACCCAGCUUCA
Prionailurus viverrinus (fishing cat) is the source of this 10600-nucleotide messenger RNA. It is a transcript of the gene TNRC18, whose product is annotated as trinucleotide repeat containing 18. NCBI's taxonomy places the organism in Eukaryota, Metazoa, Chordata, Mammalia, Carnivora, Felidae. The record is from RefSeq and is a predicted model, not a curated record. Gene Ontology annotation, molecular function: chromatin binding.